Messenger RNA from Pelecanus crispus (Dalmatian pelican), 967 nucleotides. The record is from RefSeq and is a predicted model, not a curated record. Lineage: Eukaryota; Metazoa; Chordata; Aves; Pelecaniformes; Pelecanidae.
GUAGCGAAGUACUUGACCUCCCAAUUCUACUCUCUGAACUACAGUCUUCGUCAGCGCAUGGACAUUCUUGAUAUAUUGGUUUUGUCAGCUAAGGAACUGUCCUAUCCCAAAUUCUAUGGGAAUACCAAGCAUUCUGGUGCCCAAAAACCUUGUCUCCAGCUCCUUCCUGGAAGUGACAGCUCUAAGGACUGGAGAAGAAUUGUUGAUCAGAGGAUCAAAAGCAAGACUCGGAGAUUUGCUAUGGGUCAGUCUCAAGUGGAACUGGCUUCCAGCCCAAAUGAGUUCAAUUCUGUUGCUGGGCACUUCUUUUUUCCAUUGAUUCAGCACUUUGACAGGCCUUUGACAACAUUUGAUCUCCUGGGGGAAGAUCACUUUGUCCUUGGAAGACUGGUCCACACUUUAGCAAUCCUGAUGUACUUGGCUAUCAACACUAUGGCAGUUACUGCAAUGGGAAAGGCACUGCUGGAGUUUGUUUGGACUCUGCGUUUCCACACUGACUCGUAUGUGCGCCAAGGUCUUUUGUCCUGUAUCUCCUCCACGAUCCUCAGUGUCCCUGUGGAGCGUCUUCUGGAAGACAUGACAGAAGAGCUUCUGGAGACUCAGUCGUGGUUGGAAGAUGUGGUAGAGAAAGAUCCAGAUGGGGACUGCAGGAGGCUGGCCUUGCAGAACUUGCUACUGAUGGAGAACCUGAAAAAGAAACUCAAAACUGUCCCUUCGUAGCUGAAGCGUAAAAGAAAUUACCUUUAUCUCAUACUCUUGCCAGCUGCAUGUGUGUAGGCACUGCUGGGGCCUCUUCAGCAGUCACCUGGCUGGAGAAGAGGAAGAAGGGGGGAAGGGUGCAGAGCUGUCAGCCAGCGAACCUGACUUGACAUCUGGACUUUGUAGUGGAGGCCAAUUUAGUGAGCUAUUGCUAUCCGGUACGGAGUGUACAGAUGCAGGAAGGUAGGCUAGAGCUGCCAUCCUCCCC